CAGACUGGUCCUGCUCCGGUUUGGUUUCAACUUUCAAAUAGUAAUACCCAAUAAUUACACUGGGACUAGUUUCUUCAGAGAGCGGUUCAUUGUGUUCCAUGGAAAUGUGGCGCAGACUCUCGCUGCUGGUUCUCUGCUGUGCUGUGGGGGGGCUGGAUGCGCUGGAGCCGACAAGCAGCACCGACCCCUCAAGGGAGAAGAUGCUGUUGACCGAAGCAGGGGAGCUGGGUAAACCGGACGCUCCCCCAACGGCUAAAGUGGAGGUCAGUCAGCGGGGAGGGGAGCAGCGGUCCGCGUGGAGAGGCCAGCAGCCCACCGCCGAGCCUCUGGAGGAGGAGCUGGACAACCAGGAGAACAUCAUCAGCCAGCUGCUGGGCGAUUACGACAAAGUAAAGACUGUGUCAUCAGGGUCCGACUGUGUGUGUCGCUGCAUUGUUCGACCAAUCAAACGCUCUGACUGCAGCCGUAUCAGCGACCAGGCAUCACCAUCACAAUACUCUUACUCUGUGGAGACGAUAACCAAGGGAACAGACUGCAAGAAGUGUGUGUGCAUGGCUCCACCUUCAGCUGUCAACCCCUGUGAGGGAGAGUACAGGUUUAAAAAACUACAAGAGGCCAGCAAAGAUGACAUCAAGCUGGCGACUAUCAUUGACUUGUUGGAGGGCUCUCUGUAUGGAAUGGACUUGUUGAAACUCCACUCUGUAACCACCAAGCUGCUGACUAGGGUUGAUAACAUGGAGAAGGGUUUUGCCCGUAAUUUUACUGAGAGAGCAAGAGAGAAAGAACGUGUGAAGGAAAGACCAAAAGAAAAGGACAAAGAGAAGAAAGCCCAGCAGAAAAAAAGGAAAGUUAAUGAUUUGGAGCGUUCAGGACAGAAAAGUGGAGCCGCUGCCAACGGCAACAAGCAGAAGAAUCAGGAAAGUCAGCUAAAAAAUAACCAACAGGAAGAUGGUGUGGAACAACAACAGCCAACCAGGAAUAAGACAGGAACUGAAAAGCCAAUGAAAGAAAAGACGGAGCCAAAGCAGCCAAUCAAAGACAAGAACAGCAUGGUCAUCAGGGGCGUGACCUUUUACAAGGCAGAGGAGGAGAUCUCCAAAGAGGAAGGGAAGGAUGAGAAAGGGAAAGGGAAAAAAACGACUACAAAUGCUUCCGUGGACUUAUCGAUCUCUGAGCCGCCUCCACCUACCAGGACAUUCCCCUCCAAGAGUCCGGGACCUUCCACUACUGUUAGCAUACAACUAGACUCUACACACUCAUCAAGGAGCGUGAGCAGGCCUGCAUCCACCCAGCAACCAACAGCCCCCCAAACUACCACCAAACAAACCACCACUACAACCACACCAGUUCCCACCACCAAACCAGCUGCUGAAUCAACCACUAGCAUACCGCCUACAACUCCAAAAACAACUACAACCAUCAAACCAACGACAGCAUCAACCAAUAAAAUAACACCAACAACUACAAAACCAACUACAGCCGAACCAGUUCCUAUCACCAUCAGACCAACAAUUACCCAACGCAACAAUCAGCAGACCAUCUCACUCUCAGAUACCAAUAUGUCUCCACCCAUCAAUGCGUCCCCCACAGCAAAGUCUCAGCCGGCAUCGAGAAGUCGGCUUACCUGGACGGAGAGCCCUGCUGACCAACCAAAGACCACCAAGAAGCCUUCAGUGUGUAAGGACACAUUAGCCAGCAUCUCUGAACCGGUUCAGCAGAACUCUUACGGCCUCAGUGAUGGAGCCUGGAUGAAAGAUGCUCACGGCCAUGGCAACGUCAUUUACCUUACUAAUGGUGACUAUGGCAACAACCUCCUAGAGUUCCGAGACAUGGAAACCUUCAAGUCAGGUCAGGCGAGUAAUUCUUACAAGCUGCCCUACAGUUUCACUGGAACAGGCCACGUGGUGCUCAAUGGAGCUUUCUACUACAACCGGGCCUUCAGCAGGGACAUCAUCAGAUACGACCUGAGACACAGAUAUGUAGCUGCCUGGACAACACUACAUGAUGCUCUGCUGGAGGAGCAUGCUGUCAGGACAAACUCUGAUGUGCAGUUUGCUGUGGAUGAGUCCGGCCUGUGGCUGCUGUACCCGGCUCUGGACACGGAGGGCUUCCACCAGGAGGUCAUCCUGCUCCUCCACCUGCGCCACCGAGACCUGCAGCCCAUACAGAGCUUCCGCACAGGUCUGCGGCGCGGUCGCUACGGAAACAGCUUCCUGGUCUGCGGCGUGCUUUACGCAGUGAACAGUAUGGAACAUCGCUACGCUAACGUGACCUACGCCUUUGACACACAUACGCUCACACACACCGUGCCGAGCCUGGCAUUCACCAACAUGCACACACACACCUCUCAGGUGGCCUACUGCCCCCUGGACAAGAAACUGUACGCAUGGGACAACGCUCACCAGAUGACCUAUGACCUCGUCUUUGCUUAUUAGCGCUAUGAAAGGACAAGCACCCCUGCAAAUCCAGUAAAGAAAGGACAGUAGAAAUAAGAUAAUACUAUUUAUCAGCGUUUUGUUUCUGAAGGACUGUGGAUCAGUCUGACUGAAUGUGUUUUUUAUAAUGCCCUCAGUGGCUGCUUUGUCACACACACACCUGAGUCAAUAACAAGUAGCGAGAGUAGCAUUUAACUCAGAAAUGAUGUGGAAAUGUUCUUACAUUUGGAAAUAGAGAAAACUCCAGGGACACAUGAAUGAAUGUAUCCAUUGUAUGACAUCUGUGUUCACAUAUUUUUCUUUUUCUCCAAGUGGAAAGUUUUCAGUUUGAAAAUAUGUAUACCUGUCCCUCUGUAUAUUCAGACUGUGAUGGGGACAUCUCUGUGGAGUAUGCACAGCACUCUGUGUCUGUGUCCCAUUCUGUAAGAACAUGUGCAUCCUGAAAUUGUGAACAGUUUAUUUUUCAUGCAUGAUUAUGAGUUUGGAGGAUUUCCCCCAUGUGUACACACUUUGAAUUAACGUUUAAAAACACAAUGGUCAUCAGAGCGUCCUGGCUUUGGUUGCUGUUACGACCCUCUAUGAGUUCAGUGCUUUGCAAUAGGAGUUAUUAGUGUCCUGUUAAGUGGGAUUGAUGAAGUCUGUAAAAAAGUAUAGAUUGUUUCACCUCUUAUGUACGGUGGCCGACUGUGCUGAGAAUAUUUGCUUAAAUAAAGCAAAUAUCGAUUUGAAUAAUGAUUCUACUUGAACAUGUUUCAUCAAAAAUCAGAGUAAUAACUACAUUUUGAGUGUGUAUUGUAUGUGUGCUUAGCGUGUUGCAUGUUCACUCCUGUGCAGUAAUGUUCUCUAAUUAAGGCUCUGCUUGUUCGAAAAGUCUCCAGACAAAGUUGAUUUCAACUGCUUCCCCACAAGUUUGCCUUUUUUUAAUUUAUAAUAAAAUAUUUGAAAAAGAUAAAGGUUUGGUUUAAUGGUUUUGCACAAUUUAAAAAUACACAAACAUAACAGAUAAGAAAUGAUAAACAGUGCAGGAAGAGUCGAAAACCCAUUUUGCUUAUUUAAUGCCUUUCCCUAAACAAUGUUAUAAAUCACCAUUUUAUAUAAAACACAAGAUCAAUAUACAAACAACAGCUUCAAUUCAAUCAAAUGGCAAACUUUGAGAACAACAUAUACUAUACUUAACAUAUAAAUGAAAUAGCACCGAUGUGAACACAGUAUAAAACCAGGUAUCAGUGGUCCAAUGAGUUUUCAGGUAUUUUUUGAAGCAUGCAGCAAGGAUGAAUUUAGUAGUGAGUAUGUAUUGAAGUGCAUAGGAAUGAUCCCUUUACCUGACACAAAUUUGAUAAACGUUGACGUCAUAAACUGUAAG
This is a messenger RNA of Trematomus bernacchii (emerald rockcod), 3798 nucleotides long. RefSeq names its product olfactomedin-like 2Bb (gene olfml2bb). Gene Ontology annotation, biological process: signal transduction. Lineage: Eukaryota; Metazoa; Chordata; Actinopteri; Perciformes; Nototheniidae. The record is from RefSeq and is a predicted model, not a curated record. The coding region runs from base 99 to 2435 and encodes 778 amino acids. The transcript has 9 exons.